GACUCUGAGCCAGGGGAGGAGGACACAGGAGGACCGCAGCUACAGCGGACAAUUCGGGCUCCAAACAACACUCCUUUGGGCACCCCUUCAGGAGACUCAGAUACAUUGCUGGCUAGCUCGCUACACACCACUCCCAGCACGCUGACCGGACUCUCGCAGACGGAUGAGUUCUCUGACUGGUCAGGCAGUCAACAGACGGUAGUAGAGAGGGACUCCAAGAAUGCCAGGCAAGGCUUUGCUCAGGGGGUGGGGGCUCGGCACCUGGGAGUGGAGCCCCUUAUCCCAGCCUCCAGCAACAAUCAUCCAGGCAGUGUCUGGGGGUCAGAGGUCAGCCUGUCAGGGUUCAGCGACCUGUAUAGCAGCGCCUUCAGCCUCUACCGGGCAGAUCUUGUGCCAUCCGGGUUUUUUUACCAGAAGGGGGGCUGAGGCGAGGCAGCAUCAAUGGUGCCAUUCCAGACUCUCCCCGACCUCUUCAGAGUCCCAGAACUCCUAUUCUACCUCCUCCAUCUCCCCGUCUAGGCCAAAGGCCAUCUGCCAAUCCUGUACCAAGCAGCCGUGGCCAAUCAGCACUUCUCACACCCCGAAAGAAAACCCAGAUGCCUUCACAGUAUCAAGACUCAGUGGCUGAGGAGUUUGAGGAGAAGGUUAAGAGGCCAAAGUCCUCAGCCGGCUCUCAGGUCAGUGGUCAAGACUCCCGCCCUCAGACGCCAGUAAGUGAAUCAUCAGGAAGAGUGUCCAUCUUGAGGGCAUCUCCAAAGCUGGUCCGUUCUGGCUCCAAAAUUUUUGAUAAACUGCGUUGCCUUGAAGAGAGAAGAAAAAGCCUGGAUCAAACAGACAGUCCUUUCCCUGUGCAGUCAUGGUUACCACUUCGUAAAACAAGGUCUUUUGACCAACCAGGAGCAGAUGGACUGGGCGCUGGCUUAGAAUCCUCCACUGAGGAGCUAAGAGAUGACCUAAGAGAUGGUGUAAGAUCAGAAAUUGGAGGUUACACUUUGAGGUAUCCCUCAUUGAGAUACAAGACAUCUUCACUAGAUGAUAGGGGAGCCUUCUCAGGUCGAAUAAGUGACAUUGAGACGAGGUUCUCCCAAGAACUCUCUAGAAUCAAGCGAACUGUUUCUCAGCAACAAUUAAUCCGGUCAUCACAGGACUUAACAUGCAAAUCACAAACAUCACUUUCCGGCCAACCUGCUCUGGAUUCUGCUCCAACCCAAGUGCUUAAAGACUCUAAGCCACCUGAAAUUCAGGAACAAAAGCCAGCAACUAUUACGGUCACUGCCCAGAAGCCUCUUGCACGUAGCUAUGGCACCGCCAACCAAAUAUCACAAGAUAAGGAACCUCGGGGAGUCAUAAGCCAGACAACUUCAGUUCCAGAAAAAUCAUCCAAUGGUUCAGUUAUUCACCAUGAAGUAGUUAAACAAACAGAUACCCGCCUGAUGUCACAAGCACCUCCAAAAGUCAAUAUCAUUGCUCCAAAACCAGUUUUGGCCCACGUACAAACCCCAAAGCAGGAUUUUACAGAUUCCAAGCAUGGAAGAGUUCCAGACCGAGGAAGUGAACCCCCACCACCCAGCACACAUGCUCCACCAGCUCUGGAGAUAGCACAUAGAGGGAUAGGGCGGGAAAAGGGAACUUUAAGUGUAGACAGAAGAGGAGACACAAGAUACCUCCCAUGGGCAGCACCACCAGAACCUACCAAAAGAAGCCAGGCCCCACAAGGGAAGGGUGGGGGGCAAACCAAAAAGCACAGUGACUCCCACACUAGUGGCAAAAGCAGCAAAACAUCCAAAAGCAAAGGAAAGAGUCGACGGCAUAGGGUCAUGUCACCAGAACUAGAAUCAUCAGACGAUUCCUACGUAUCGGCUGAAGAAGAUCCUCGAGAACCUCCGGUAUUUGAAAUCCCCUUACAAAGUGCCCUGGUCAAUGCCGGCUCAGAAGUUUUGUUAAAAUGCAUCAUAUCAGCCAAUCCAGCGGCAGAGGUGGUAUGGAGAAAAGAUCGAGCAGUACUCGUAAACAGUGUUACUCAUCAGAUCCGGGCAGAGGGCGAGAGGCAUUCGCUGUUAAUACGCUGGGCGCUGCCCUCCGACUCUGGAAUCUACACCGUGACAGCGCGUAAUGAAGUGGGUGAGGCCAGCAGCUGUGGAGCCCUG
Messenger RNA from Staurois parvus, 2147 nucleotides. The record is from the annotation of a GenBank genome assembly. NCBI's taxonomy places the organism in Eukaryota, Metazoa, Chordata, Amphibia, Anura, Ranidae.